Diaporthe citri is the source of this 1107-nucleotide messenger RNA. RefSeq lists its product as uncharacterized. Lineage: Eukaryota; Fungi; Ascomycota; Sordariomycetes; Diaporthales; Diaporthaceae. Bases 1 to 1107 code for a protein of 368 amino acids. The record is from RefSeq and is a predicted model, not a curated record. The transcript is spliced from 2 exons.
AUGGCGACGGCGCAGGGUCUCAGCAACUCCACUCGUCAGCUGAACUACAAGAACCUCUCCCGCGACCGCCACGACAUCCGCCUCCUGGAAAUCCAACCCGCCAGUGACAUCAGUGACAUAAUCGUCGCCCGCCUCGUCAACCGACAGCUGACUCCUGACCUGGAAUACGUCGGAGUGUCGGCUCUGUACGGGGACACUGAUGUCUCAGAGAAAGUCCAGAUAGACAACAAGCGCAUCGCGCUGCCCGCCAACCUAGGGCAGGCCCUACGACAUGCGAGGGCAGUCUUCUCGCAGUCCGACACGAGCUCGAAUGCCUCCGAAGGAGAGGGGUCCUCGAUGGAGGCGAGGAGGUCAAAGGAUCCAAAGCCCGACAAGAAACCACCUCGCUGGCUCGGCAACAUCCUCCGCGGCCUUGGCUUCCAACGACCCGAAGUUGACCGCGCAAAGAACCAGAGCACAACGCUGCUCGUCUGGCUGGACGCGGUCUGCGUCAACCGGCGAGACGCACGGGAGCAGAAGGAACAGCACAGGAUGAUGUCGAACGCAUACCGGAACGCCAAGGCCGUCGUGGGAUGGCUGGGCACCAAGGACGAGAUGAGCGACAUAGCCGUCAACGUCAUCCGAACCUGUGACAGAGCCCUCCCGCACCACUUUGGUACCCCCGAGGACAAGGAGCUUCACCCGGAAAACUACCCACCACACUACGUCUGGAUGGAGGAGAUCAAGCCCCUGUGGCACAUGCCCGAGGGCAUGACGGAUUUCUGCGACCUGCCCAACGUCAUCGCCCUCUCGAAAUUCCUCCAGAGACCAUACUUCCAGCGAGACUGGAUUCUGAACGAGCUGGCGCUGGCAACUUUCCCGACGUUCCUGGUCGGUGACGAGAUCGUGAGCUGGUCCGAGGUGCUGCGGUGGAAUCGGUGCAACGAGGAGUUGAUCGACGUGGCGACUGCCCACUUUCCCGAGGAAUACAGGAAGGUGAUCGAAAAAUUCAUCCCACUGGGCACAGUGUAUACUAUGCUGAAGGAAUUCGAAAGGAGGAGGGACAGUCCAAGCUAUGGCUCUGACACGAGGUCGAUGCUCACGCGUGGCUCGUCCAAGAGCAAUUGA